AUGGGGUGUUACGAAUGUUGCAUGCGUUGUCUGGGAGGAAUCCCGUACACCUCCCUGGUGGCCACUCUCCUGUGCUUCUCUGGCAUCGCUCUGUUCUGCGGCUGCGGACACCAAGCCCUCACCGAGACCGAGAGGAUCAUCGAGACAUACUUCGCCCGUAACCUGCAAGACUACAUCACCCUGGCCUAUCUGAUCCAGUAUUUUCAGUACAUCAUCUACGGCCUGGCCUCUUUCUUCUUCCUCUACUGCGUCGUAUUACUGGCCGAGGGCUUCUACACCACCAGCGCCGUCAAGCAGACGUUCGGGGAGUUUCGGAGCACGGAGUGUGGUCGGUGUCUCAGUACCACGUUCAUCGUGAUCACGUACUUCCUGGCUGUCAUCUGGCUGCUGGUGUUUGCCCUGUCUGCCUUACCUGUCUUCUUCUUCUACAACAUGGCAUCCACCUGUCACACCAUCAACAUUCUCUCAGAGACGCCCUCCAGCAUCAACCAGCUGUGUGUGGAUGCCAGGCAGUACGGUUUGUUGCCUUGGAAUGCGAUGCCUGGGAAAGCCUGCGGGAUGACCCUGGCCAACGUGUGCAAAACUAGGGAGUUUUUUUUGACAUACGACCUCUACAUUGCUGCCUUUGCUGGAGCUGGGAUUACACUGCUGGCUUUGGUUCACUGUCCGCUCCACCUGGCCGUCUGGCGGGAACUUUUAAAAGAACAGAGAAGGAGAGAGAAGGCGGAGAGACGUCAGCGCGCCAUGUUUGGACAGCUCCUUACGGAGCGCAGAGGGAGUCUGUGCUCUCCUUACGCCCUGAACACAGAGGACGGGUGA
Messenger RNA from Chanos chanos (milkfish), 819 nucleotides. RefSeq names its product proteolipid protein 1a (gene plp1a). The record is from RefSeq and is a predicted model, not a curated record. Gene Ontology annotation, cellular component: plasma membrane; myelin sheath. NCBI's taxonomy places the organism in Eukaryota, Metazoa, Chordata, Actinopteri, Gonorynchiformes, Chanidae. The transcript has 7 exons. Gene Ontology annotation, molecular function: structural constituent of myelin sheath. The coding region runs from base 1 to 819 and encodes 272 amino acids. Gene Ontology annotation, biological process: axon development; central nervous system myelination.